AUGGAGAUUGACCCCCAAACCUUGGAUCGGGCGACGGAUUUGAUCAAAUGCUGUCGAGUGCCCCGCAUUCCUUGCAGCAUCGACGACGAACCACUUCAGCGGGUCACCUUCGAGCAGUUCCUGCGGGUGCUGGAUGCAUCGCUUCCGGUGGUCUUCGAUUUGAUUGCCAAAUGGGACACAUCACUGACCGGGUACGAUCGGUACCGUGGAGAAGACAACGCCGAGUUCAAAGCGGAACUGGCACUUGUGAUCGCUCAACAGUAUGUCGAUCGCGAUGGCACCGUUUCGGAGUAUCAAACCGAAUCGAAGCCGCUCAGGCAACGUAUUAGUCAGUUCUAUCAGGGAUCAGAACUCGAGCAGCUAUUGGUCGGAAGGGGCGGUAAUGAGGUUUUGCGUCGACUCUACCAGCACUAUCGGCGCGUUCUGGCGAAAGAUGAAUGGAAAUACCAUCCGGCAGACGUCGGUGGCUUUGUACGGAUCGUGGAACUGCUGUACGGGCCGUACCCGCUCCUAAGCCCUGUCGAGUUAGAUGACGACACAGCGGCGUACAUUCUGUCGGUGGGAAUUACUUUGGUCGAGUUUUUUGAACCCGCGUACCAGCAGAUGGGAUUGCGCUUGUUUUGCGCUCUGCUGGGGUCCCGCCACAAACCCGUCAUGAGGCGUACGAACAUUCAUCGGGUGGUGUACAGCAACGCCAUCAAGCUGACCGCCAAAUGCAAGCAGGAGUUGUUUCUGGACGUACUUUGGAAGUGCAUCUAUCAGUACGUUGAAAUGGAAGAGGGCAACAUGAUGGACUUUUCCAAGUGGAACACGGUAGACGACAUUAUGGGGACGCUGCUGGACGGACUUAUGUUUGAGUCGAAGUUGAGCACAUCGAGCAUUUACUUGCUGUACCUGCUGAAGCUGCUGGCUAUCGAUUUGCCAAAUUACAUCAUCGACGAGCUGGACGAGAUACAAUCGAUCGACAAAAAAUGCCACCUCUACGAGGGGGUGUGCGAGCAGCUGCGCCAGGAAUGUUUAGCCGGGUUCCACAACCGUCGGUACUACCGGUGGACGAAACGAAUCAUCGAAAUGCUACCCUAUGAAGCAGUGAAAUGCCAGGGAACUACGCGGGAGCAUGGUAAAUAUUGUCAUGGUAUCAACUUGCUUUUCAUUCUGGUCACGUUCCCCGUUGAACCGGAAGCGCUCCAACAAACCCAUCUAGGCAUGCAGUCGAAUCUGGUAGAGUUCUUGAACACGUUUAAGCAGUACGAGAAACAACAAAGUGUGGCAGCCUCGCGGAAGACAGCCGUUUCGAAAGAUUUCUUGUACUGCCUCAAGGGAUUGGUUUCCGUCAGCAAAACAAUGCUGAUGUUCCUGACCUCGCUUGCGCCGCUCUACUUUCCCGAGCAUCCCGACAUGGCCGCCCUUGGGCAACAGCUGGCAAACGAUUAUGCCGAUUGUGAUUCCAUCAUGUACAAUUGUAUGCAGCAUUUGUUCGAAAAGAUGAGAUAUGACAACGAUGAUGACAAUGUGACAGUUAAAAAUCUACUGGGGAAAAUAUAA
Molecule: messenger RNA, 1545 nt
Organism: Anopheles cruzii
Lineage: Eukaryota; Metazoa; Arthropoda; Insecta; Diptera; Culicidae
Exons: 3
Coding region: 1-1545 (514 amino acids)
Source: RefSeq, a predicted model, not a curated record